GAUGGUACCACUUACCUUUUGAACGACUUUUGUGCAUUUCACGUUUUAUUCCAGCGUACAGCAAUGUAUGCAGCGUCUGAGUGCGGUCAUCUUGACGUCGUGAAAUACCUAUUAGAAAAUAUUGCGAAUCUCAGCUACAAAAACUCCGGGCUCAGAUCAUUGAAUAUUGCGUCGCAGAAUGGUCACCUCGGCGUCAUGAAACAUCUGCUCGAAAUAUUGUUCUAUUCAAAUUUAGAGAAGAAAGGCGAGAAAUUAUCAUUGAUGACCGCUUCAGCGAACGGUCACAUUGAAGCUGUCAAAUAUUUGGUUGAUAGAGGGGCUCCAAUUGAUGUGAAGACUGGUGACGGGAUUUCACCGUUUUGGAUCGCAUCUCAAAAUGGCCACCUCGACAUAGUGAAACAUCUGGUCAACAUGGGAAGCGAAAUUAAUAUUACAGACAGAUACGAGUGGACUCCUUUGACGAUUGCGAACUCUAAAGGUCAUUUGAGUGCUGUAAAGUAUUUGUUAGAACAAGGAGCUUUUGUCGAUUAUGAGGGCGACAGCGAGGCAAAACUAUUGUAUAUUGCUUCGGAAGGUGGUAACGUUGACACCGUAAAAUACUCUAUCAAAAAUGGAACUCACAUUGACACAAGAACAGGAAACGUGGUAACACCAUUAACAAUAGCCUCUCGGAAUGGACAUUCAGAAGUUGUAAAAACUCUGAUAAAAGGUGGUGUUGAAAUCAAUGCAAAAAGUAAAGACGAAAAGACUGCACUACACGUUGCUUCGGCUAAUGGAAGACUUGACAUCGUAAGACUUCUGGUACUAAAUGGGGUAAAUGUUCUUGCAAAAGACGAACAAGGGAACACACCACUUAAUAUUGCAUCACAGAAUGGCUAUCUUGAAACUGCAAACGUUUUGUUGGAAUACUGUGCGAACGUCAAUUUAAGGACGAAUUGGAAAUGGAAAGCACUACAUAUGGCAUCGUACAGAGGUUACGUUGAGAUUAUGAACAUUUUGCUUCAAAAUGGAGCAGAUAUUGAUGCGCCUGGCUUGAACCAGUGGACACCACUGCAUAAAGCAUCGUUAAGUGGUUGUUUUGAAGCCGUUGAUGUUCUGGUCCAAAGUGGAGCCGACAUAAAUGCGAAGACGAAGGAUAAUGGAAGGUUUCUUAAGAACGUUAUUGUCAGUAGGAUUCCCAAAUUGUAA
Enterobius vermicularis (human pinworm) is the source of this 1188-nucleotide messenger RNA. NCBI's taxonomy places the organism in Eukaryota, Metazoa, Nematoda, Chromadorea, Rhabditida, Oxyuridae. The record is from the annotation of a GenBank genome assembly.